Messenger RNA from Chrysochloris asiatica (Cape golden mole), 3353 nucleotides. Its product is annotated as proprotein convertase subtilisin/kexin type 5-like. The transcript is spliced from 21 exons. Gene Ontology annotation, molecular function: serine-type endopeptidase activity. Gene Ontology annotation, biological process: peptide hormone processing. Gene Ontology annotation, cellular component: trans-Golgi network; Golgi membrane. The record is from RefSeq and is a predicted model, not a curated record. Lineage: Eukaryota; Metazoa; Chordata; Mammalia; Afrosoricida; Chrysochloridae. Bases 539 to 3280 code for a protein of 913 amino acids.
AUUUAUGCAGAGCUGGCUCUGCUGCCAUUGCCACUCACACUCCCCGCGCGCUGCUAGGAGCCGGAGGGAGCGCGAGGGAGCUAGCAAGCGCGCGCUUGGAGCCGGGGCGAGCAGAGGGGGCGCCCGGCAGCUGCCAGCACCGCCUCCACCGUGCUCCUGGGCCUAGGGAGGAGCGAGGGCGAAUCGCCGAGUCCCAAAGCCGAGCGGGGCGAGACCCAACUGCGGGAGGACGCCCGCCCCACUGAGCCGCCUCCAGCAUUGGAGCGGAGGAGCGCACACCGACCUCCUCGCUGGUUGGAGAGCGGGAAGCACAGGUCUCUGUAGUCCCAGGGAUGAUCUAGGAGAUAGCGUGAAGCUUGUUGCUGAGAUCCCAGCUCGGGCUAUCUGCAUCUUGCUCAUCGUCCAAGGCUUUGACCCGCUACGGCCGGGGGCUGCGCGCCGGAGCGGCCCAGGCCAGAGAAGUUAGUUGUGCGCGCCGCUUAGAGCGCGGAGCAAGCGGAGAGGGAAGCAGCAAAGGAGGCAACAAGGCGCUGGGACCAUGGGCUGGGGGAGCCGCUGCUGCUGCCCUGGACGGCUAGACCUGCUGUGCGUGCUGGCGCUGCUCGGAGGCUGUUUGCUCCCGGUGUGCCGGACGCGCGUAUACACCAACCACUGGGCGGUCAAAAUCGCCGGAGGCUUUCCGGAGGCCAACCGCAUCGCCAGCAAGUAUGGAUUCAUCAAUAUAGGACAGAUUGGGGCCCUGAAGGACUACUACCACUUCUACCAUAGCAGGACGAUUAAAAGGGCAGUUCUCUCAAGCAGAGGAACCCACAGUUUCAUUUCAAUGGAACCAAAGGUGGAGUGGAUCCAACAGCAAGUAGUAAAAAAACGAACGAAGAGGGACUAUGACCUCAGUCCUGCCCAGUCGACUUAUUUCAAUGAUCCUAAGUGGCCAAGCAUGUGGUAUAUGCACUGCAGUGAUAACACACAUCCCUGCCAAUCAGAUAUGAAUAUUGAAGGAGCCUGGAAGAGAGGCUACACGGGAAAGAACAUUGUGGUCACCAUUCUGGACGAUGGCAUUGAGAGAACUCACCCGGAUCUGAUGCAAAACUAUGAUGCUCUGGCAAGUUGUGAUGUGAAUGGGAAUGACUUGGACCCAAUGCCACGUUAUGAUGCAAGCAAUGAGAACAAGCAUGGGACUCGCUGUGCUGGAGAAGUGGCAGCGGCUGCAAACAACUCUCAUUGCACAGUUGGAAUUGCUUUCAACGCCAAGAUCGGAGGAGUGCGAAUGCUGGAUGGGGAUGUCACGGACAUGGUUGAAGCAAAGUCAGUUAGCUUCAAUCCCCAGCACGUCCACAUUUACAGCGCGAGCUGGGGCCCAGAUGAUGAUGGCAAGACCGUGGACGGGCCAGCUCCACUCACCCGGCAAGCCUUUGAAAAUGGAGUUAGAAUGGGGCGGAGAGGCCUCGGCUCGGUUUUUGUCUGGGCAUCCGGAAAUGGGGGGAGAAGCAAAGAUCACUGUUCCUGCGAUGGCUACACCAACAGCAUCUACACCAUCUCUAUCAGUAGCACAGCCGAAAGCGGAAAGAAGCCUUGGUACCUGGAAGAGUGUUCAUCGACAUUGGCCACAACCUACAGCAGUGGAGAGUCCUACGAUAAGAAAAUAAUCACUACGGAUCUGAGGCAGCGUUGCACAGACAACCACACUGGGACAUCGGCCUCAGCCCCCAUGGCUGCAGGCAUCAUUGCAUUGGCACUGGAAGCCAAUCCGUUUCUGACCUGGAGAGAUGUGCAGCAUGUUAUUGUCAGAACUUCCCGUGCAGGACAUUUGAACGCUAAUGACUGGAAAACCAAUGCUGCUGGUUUUAAGGUGAGUCAUCUCUAUGGAUUUGGACUGAUGGAUGCAGAGGCCAUGGUGAUGGAGGCAGAGAAGUGGACCACCGUUCCCCAGCAGCAUGUGUGUGUGGAGAGCACCGACCGACAAAUCAAAACAAUUCGCCCCAACAGCGCAGUACGCUCCAUCUACAAAGCUUCGGGCUGCUCAGAUAACCCCAACCACCAUGUCAACUACCUGGAGCAUGUAGUGGUGCGCAUAACCAUUACCCACCCCAGGAGAGGAGACCUGGCCAUCUACCUGACCUCACCCUCAGGAACCAGGUCCCAACUUCUGGCCAACAGGCUCUUUGAUCAUUCCAUGGAAGGAUUUAAAAACUGGGAGUUCAUGACCAUCCAUUGCUGGGGAGAAAGAGCAUCAGGUGACUGGAUCUUGGAAGUUUAUGACACGCCCUCUCAGCUGAGGAACUUCAAGACUCCAGGUAAAUUGAAAGAGUGGUCUUUGGUCCUCUAUGGCACUUCCGUGCAGCCGUACUCGCCAACCAAUGAGUUUCCCAAAGUGGAGCGCGUACGUUACAGUCGGGUGGAAGACCACACGGAUGAUUACGGCACAGAAGACUACGCGGGUCCAUGCGACCCUGAGUGCAGUGAGGUUGGCUGUGACGGGCCGGGACCAGACCACUGCAAUGACUGUCUACAUUACUACUACAAACUGAAGAACAACACCAGGAUCUGUGUCUCCAGCUGCCCGCCCGGCCACUAUCACGCCGACAAGAAACGAUGCAGAAAGUGUGCCCCCAACUGCGAGUCUUGCUUUGGAAGCCACACUGACCAGUGCCUGUCCUGCAAAUAUGGCUACUUUCUGAACGAAGAAACCAACAGUUGUGUGACUCACUGCCCUGAGGGGUUUUAUCAAGAUGCCAAGAAAAGUCUUUGCCGGAAAUGCAGUGAAAACUGCAAGACAUGUACUGAGUCUCAAAACUGUACAGAAUGUAGGGAUGGGUUAAGCCUGCAGCGGUCGCGGUGUUCUGUCACCUGUGAGGAGGGAUGGUACUUCAAUGGCCAGGAUUGUCAACCCUGUCACCGCUCCUGUUCCACCUGUGCUGGGGCAGGUGCCGAUGCGUGCAUCAACUGCACUGAGGGCUACUUCAUGGAGGAUGGGCGAUGUGUGCAAACCUGUAGUAUCAGCUACUACUUUGAUCACUCUUCAGAGAAUGGAUACAAAUCCUGCAAAAAAUGUGACAUCAGCUGCUUAACCUGCAAUGGUCCAGGUUUCAAGAACUGUACAAGCUGCCCCAGUGGGUAUCUCUUAGACUUAGGGAUGUGUCAAAUGGGAGCAAUCUGCAAGGACGCAACGGAAGAAUCCUGGGCGGAAGGUGGCUUCUGUACGUUAGUGAAAAAGAACAAUCUGUGUCAACGGAAGGUUCUUCAACAACUGUGCUGCAAAACAUGUACAUUUCAAGGCUGAGCAGCCAUCCCAGAUUUCUUUGUUCCUGUAGACUUAUAGAUUACUCCAUAUUAUUAUUAAAAACAAAACAAAA